AUGCGCAGCCACGGGCUCUUCGCCCAGUUCGACGACGAGCUACAGGACAGCGACCAGACCAUCUCACCGUCUGUGCGCCGUCCACAACCUCGUGCACGUCUCUUUGCAGUAGCUGAUGCCACCAACAGCAGCAGCAGCGACAGGGCCAGGCCUUCACGUCGUCGCUUCCCGACCUCUGCCUUUUUCUCCGACACGACCGACGACGACGUCUCACGGCCGACUUCUGGAUUAAUGGACCACUCUAUUGGUUCAUAUAGUCGUUUUAGCAAUCGAAGACGGAGCAAAGGAUGGCAGAAUAGUGCGAGUCACGGUCUGAGGCUUCGUGUGGACGCGGUCCAGUUCCCAGUGACACGGUCGGUACUCUGGGAUCGACGGCGGCUGUCGGAUACACCCGUGAUUGUCUCGUUGGAGCACGUUUUGCCGCAAUUUAGUGUGUCAGCAGAGGCAUUGAAGGAAAUUUACAAGCUGUGUCGAGAAAACAAAAGAGGCACGUUGCACAGAAGUGGUGCUGUGUUGUGUUUCUUGCACGGAGAAGCGACGUCGCCGAGGAUAAAGCGAGUGCGUCUGGAAGGAGUGAAGCUUAAGAAGGAGGACGCAUGUGCUGCGGGCACUUGGUGUAUCCCGGUAUAUCUAGUUGCUGCGAAGAAUGCUCUCGGACAGACGCAGGAGAAUUAUGUGUCGACCAUUGCGUCUGCCCUGAAUAGUUAUCGUGAUGACUAUGUUGACAGUCUUUCCUCGAAACUUCAGCCUAAAUUGCUGGUAUCUCAGCUGUCACCUCAUGCCGCGCAGCUCGAUUUUCAGCUUGAAUGUGUUGCGUCGCCGGUGCUGUUUGAGUUCUCGCUUAUACGAAACUUACCGCUUUUGAUGACCCCGCUUGCAGCAAGUUUAUCGAAGCGUGAAUUUAGUACUCAGACUGGAAGUUUGCGAUCCGGAUAUCUUACACUCGAUCAAACCCGCAAGGCGGUGCCUCUGCUGAAGGUAGACCCGCUCGUUUCACAGCAGCCGCUCGUCGGUGUUUGGGUGUACGGUGUUCACAUCGAUGAUGCAUGGAAUGAGGAGGCGGCGCGGCGGCAGCUGGCUGAUCCGCUUUUGUAUUUUGCCUGCAUUGGUUACUUGAUGUCGGAGACGAUCAAAGAACGUGUCGGGCCUCGGAUGAACACAUUUUUGGUGGCACUAUAUCCUGCUGAUAACUCUGAUACUGACAGUACGGUUGGACUGCUGCCGCGCUUUUUCGAGUGUGCAUUUUCCGAGUCCUUGUCUCUUUCAACACGGCUUCUUCCUUUGGAGCUAUUUUCGCAACGGCGAUCGUGCUUCGUUGGAGUGUCGAAGUUCUCGUCCGAUUUGGAGCUGACGUUGUCUGCUGCACCAACAAGUGAGUGGAAAGCAGCUGCAUGUCAAGCGAACAUUCCAGCGAUUGUGUACACGAAAGAAGGCGAAAGUGCAGGGCCUUGUGAGCCUCAAUUAUCUGCUUGCAGCACUUCACGUAACUCUUUGCCGAGGUCACAGAAUAAAUCGCAAUGUAUUGAUGAUGAAGAUGAGCACAAAAGCAUGACGAGAGGUUGGACUGUAACAUCAGAUGCCAUUCGUAAGACUGCUGUCCCAGACCCGGAUGCACAGAGUCAGACUGGGGUACAAGGUGAGAAGGAAACGUGCAAUCGGACAUUCGUUUCUGACUCUGAAACGCAUACCGCAAUGCCGCCAAAUGCUUUACAUGAUGCUACCUGUACACAAGUUGCUGAACGUAUUCCUUGUUUGACCACGCCGGACAAGACGAACGAUGCUGCCCAGCGUGAUCGGGUGGAUAAGAGUCCUAGCAACAAUCGGAGCUGCUGCAAAACCCAGCAGCUACUGACAAUCCAGCACCAGCAAAUUCUUGAAAAUCAACAGCGGCAGCUACACGAGAUGCAAGAGCAGAUUGUUCAAAUGAGGCGCAUUCUGAAUGUAACUCACAACGGGACUAAGAGAGGGGUACUAUCUACUUCAAGCGCGGAUGACGGCUACGUUUCUGAUGCGAGUACUUCCGGCACCGGGGCGGUAGCUAAUGUCUUCAAUGUAACCGGUACAUCCAGCAGACACGAAAAUCAUCACUUGGGCUCCCAGUUUCCGGUAGUGUCGACUACUCCCCGACGAAGUUGCAAUGGUUCAUUCCUUGACGAAUGGUCCAUCUGCACUCGUGACAACGACGUUGAUAUGCAAGAGAGAGGUAACAAGGACCUUUCGUUGAGCUCUUUGAGCUUGUCAUCAAUUAGCUGCGACUCUGCAGCCGACUUAUCGUCGCUUCCUUCAUCAUUGGUGGGCGAACAGCAUUCAGCAUUCAGCUCUACACGAAAUCGGAAGAGGACGCUCGAUAGCGAACAGGUAGACGUUUAUACGCAAGCCUUGGACCAGUCUCAGCUACCAAAAUCUGAUACGGAUGCAGGGAAUGAUAACACAGCAGCAGCUCAAGUUGACGACACCAACGCCGAAGUGGACAAAUCAAGUGGAAACGAGUUUGAUGUACAUGACGGUGCCGACAGCAUCACGGGUGCAUCCAAUAUAUCUGUCGACAAAGUUGACGGCGACUUGGACGAGCAAGCUUUCAGUAUCAUUGGCAAAAGCGGAAUGGGGUCUGUAGGAUACAAUGAAGAUAGCCCAGCGAAGGCUGUGGAGCGCCUUUUAUUGCCUGACACCUAUCUUCGAAAGGUCGGAGGCUUCGUCGACCACCACGGCGGUUGUUUCACAACGCCACCGCUGGAUUUCCACAGUUUUUGCGUACCUCGAAUCAAGUUUUUGAGUGAGACUCCGGAGUUCGAUUCAGACGACGAAGAGAUCCGCCUCAUCGAGCAAAAGUAUACACGAUUGAUGGCGGCAUCGCAACGAUGA
Peronospora matthiolae is the source of this 2862-nucleotide messenger RNA. Lineage: Eukaryota; Oomycota; Peronosporomycetes; Peronosporales; Peronosporaceae. The record is from the annotation of a GenBank genome assembly.